Molecule: messenger RNA, 1152 nt
Organism: Monopterus albus (swamp eel)
Lineage: Eukaryota; Metazoa; Chordata; Actinopteri; Synbranchiformes; Synbranchidae
Product: gap junction beta-7 protein-like
Exons: 1
Coding region: 97-900 (267 amino acids)
Biological process (GO): cell-cell signaling
Cellular component (GO): connexin complex
Molecular function (GO): gap junction channel activity
Source: RefSeq, a predicted model, not a curated record
UAAAUUGGUAGAAACAAACAGAAACAUUGGUAUACUUAUGUGCUGCUAUAUUCAAUUGCAUCUUGGUUUAUUCCCUGACAGGAGACUUGGAGGAAGAUGAAUUGGGGCUUUUUGGAAAACGUUCUCAGUGGGGUGAACAAGUACUCUACCGUGAUCGGACGCAUUUGGCUCUCUGUGGUCUUUCUCUUCAGGAUCUUGGUGUAUGUGGCAGCAGCCGAGCAAGUGUGGAAGGAUGAGCAGAAGGAUUUUGUAUGCAACACCCAGCAGCCUGGCUGUGAGAACGCUUGCUUUGACCACUUCUUCCCCAUCUCACAGGUGCGUCUCUGGGCUCUGCAGCUCAUCAUGGUGUCUACUCCAUCCUUGUUGGUUGCCCUGCAUGUGGCCUACAGGGAGCACCGGGAGGCCAAACACAAGCGGAAACUGUACAAGGACAAAGGGAGCAUUGAUGGAGGUCUGUUCUGCACCUACACAGUGAGCCUGUUCUUCAAGAUAGCCUUCGAGGUGGGCUUCCUACUCACUUUCUACUUCUUGUAUAAUGGCUUUGAGGUGCCCAUACUGCACCGCUGCAGUGAGAGUCCCUGUCCUAACACGGUCGACUGUUACAUUAGCAGAGCCAAAGAGAAGAAGAUCUUCCUCUACAUCAUGGGCUGCACCUCUAUUCUGUGUAUUGCUCUGAAUUUUGUGGAGCUCAUGUACAUUGUAUGGAAGAGGUUGUGGAAAUGUUUCACCAAGUUGUAUGUCCCCAUGGAGGAGAAGGCUUCCAGCCACAGCCGACGUGUUUCCAUUGUCAACACAUACGUCUCUACAGAGCCCACAGUAAACACAGAGGACAGCAAUGUACAACCUGCAUCCACUGCUGAAAACCAGCCUGUCUGGUCUCAGAGGGCUGCGAAUAACUGAAACAGUGAAAUUGAAACAGAUUUUAGGAUACAGUUAGUUGUAAACUGAGAGAUACAGCAUUUAUUUGUGUGAGCAUACUGACACAUUAAUGACACUAAGUAGGGUUUUAACACUAUUACAGCCUCAUAUGCCCUCCUCUAUGCACUUAUGUUAUGACACUCUGACUUGUCUAACUCCUGACAGUAUAAAUUUUCCAGUUAAGGAUUCGGUUCUGCUGGAAACAUGAAUUUCACAUAGCUCCAGUACAUAUAU